Messenger RNA from Anoplophora glabripennis (Asian longhorned beetle), 1646 nucleotides. Its product is annotated as 3'-5' ssDNA/RNA exonuclease TatD. Lineage: Eukaryota; Metazoa; Arthropoda; Insecta; Coleoptera; Cerambycidae. Bases 213 to 1130 code for a protein of 305 amino acids. The transcript has 7 exons. Gene Ontology annotation, molecular function: single-stranded DNA 3'-5' DNA exonuclease activity. The record is from RefSeq and is a predicted model, not a curated record. Gene Ontology annotation, cellular component: cytosol.
CCAUUAUCAGUGAUUCAUCAGUGAUUCACAAAUAUAAAUUAAUUACCACCAAAUGAGAUAAGAACCUAUAAAAACAAAUCACACAUCAAAAAUGAAAAGUGCAAUUUAAUUUGAGCAAGAUGACAAAUGACCAAUAAAUUUUAAUAAGGUUAUAUUUAAUAAUUUCCUCACUCAAACACAAGUUUUUAAAUGAAAUUGCAUAAUUUAGCAGUAUGGCAGAACAAGUAGAUCAAAAUUCUGAUGAAAAUAUGAUUAUGAAAGCAUGUUACGAAAAUUAUAUUCUUAUCGAUGUCGGUGCAAAUUUGACCAACAAGAAGUACAGCAGAGAUUUGGACUCUGUAAUACAGAGAGCCAAAGAUUCAGGUGUACAAAAAAUUAUGGUUACUGGCACUUCUGUAAAAGCGAGCAAAGAAGCUUUGAGAUUGACCAGGAUUUAUCCUAAUACGCUAUAUUCCACAGCAGGAAUUCAUCCACACGAUGCCAAAUCAUAUACAGACGAAACUUGGGAGGAACUCCGACGUUUAGCCGAAAAUCCGGAAUGUGUAGCCAUCGGCGAAUGCGGAUUAGACUACAACAGGAAUUUUUCAGAACCAGAAGAUCAAAGGAUGGUUUUUAGGAAACACAUCGAAUUAGCCAUCGAACUGAACAAGCCCUUAUUUGUGCAUGAGAGAGAUGCUCACGAAGAUCUACUUCGAAUUUUGGACGAUUUUAAAGGGAAACUACCCCCAGUUCUAGUUCACUGUUUUACCGGAAGUUCAGAACACGCCCUUGCUUAUCUCGACAAAGGGUUUUACAUAGGAUUAACAGGUUACUUAUGUAAAGACAAGUCAGAUACAGGGGUCCGGAAACUUCUGGAAGACGGUUCUGUGCCUUUAGACCGACUCGUGGUCGAAACCGAUGCCCCCUUCAUGUACCCUAACACUCGUGCCUCCAAAUUACCUAUUCACGUUAAAGACGGUCUAACAGAAAGAUCGAUGACUUUCCUCCAUCGCUACUGUACCUUCCAACGGAACGAACCCUGCUCCUUGCCUGCCAUAGUAGAAAUGAUCGCCGCAUUCAUGAAGAAGAAGCCUGAAGAGGUCGCUUUGGCGACAUCCUUCAACGCCAUGAAGCUGUUCGGUCUCUCGUAAUCGGCGGUGGCGUAUCGUUUCCUUUUAAUUUUAUUUAUUUCCUAACCGCUCAUCGAAACAAUUAUUCGACUGCAUAUCAAGCGAAAGUAACCCUUGUAUAUUUUUCGAGGAUCCUAGGCUUAGUUAGCUAAAUAUUGCCAUAGUUUGUAGACGAAAUGUUUUUUUAUAUGCUUUUGGGAAUAUUUAUUUACGAAGACAAGUAUUUUUAUCAAAUGACGACGUACAGGAUUCGUAGGUGUUGUUUGACGUUGUUUAUGCUUUUAAAGACAAUUAUGUUUGUUGUUGAGAAAAGAAAUUGUGGUCUCUAGUAAAGCUUUAUUUUUUUAAUUCGGGACAUGAUAACGAGUAGUUUUAACGAUUGUGCAAUCGAAAGGGUGUAUAUUUUUUAUACAUGUACGGGAAAUUUCAUACAUUUAGAUUAUAUAUUGUUGCCUGUUUGUGAUAUUCCUUUAGAUUUUUGUUAUGAAGCAAAACGGUGCCUUAUAUAUUGAAAAUAAAAUAUAAAAAUGAAAUAAA